AUGCGGAACAGAACCGGAGCCGCUCUCUGUGCCCUUGCCCCCCCGACAGGCUUCCUGAUAAUCUGCCUGGGGGCCUUCUUCAUCUCCUCAGGCUCCACGUUCGGCUGUCAGAGGAACCUGAUCUUGGCCUAUUUGCUUCUGCCUCUGGGAUUUGUGAUCCUUGUGAGUGGUAUUUUCUGGAGCACCUACCGCCAGGCAAGCGAAAACAAAGGGCUGUUCAGCCAUGUGCUCAGAUCACACCUUGUUCAUGGGGCCACGGCCCUGGCCACAGUGGACAGGCCAGAUUUUUACCCUCCUGCUUAUGAAGAAAGUCUUGAUGCUGAAAAGCAAACCUGUCCUGCAGAGGGAGAGGCCUUGGACAUUCCUCCACCUCUGUACACAGAGAUGGACCUUGAAUUAGAGGGUGAAAAUGAUGCCCACCCAGAGGCACCGCCAUCCUAUGACGAGUCUGUCGUGGCCAGGGCAGCAGCAGCAACACCAUCGCAGGAUGCCCAGGGGCAAAGCCGAGAGUGCUGA
Molecule: messenger RNA, 516 nt
Organism: Molossus molossus (Pallas's mastiff bat)
Lineage: Eukaryota; Metazoa; Chordata; Mammalia; Chiroptera; Molossidae
Gene: TMEM252
Product: transmembrane protein 252
Exons: 2
Coding region: 1-516 (171 amino acids)
Source: RefSeq, a predicted model, not a curated record